GAGUUGAAGUCCAGCAAUAGCGAGGGAGAGGAAGUUCGGGUGACGUCACCCUCCGCAGAGCCGGAAGCAGCACGAAUUCUCCGCGUCGAGCUUCCUUCCGGUCGUGUCGCUGGCGGCCUGUGGAGGCGACGGAAAGUGCCUUUUGUAACGCAAAUGGGUGAGGAAAAGGAAUCUUGGAAAGUGAAAACGUUAGAUGAGAUUCUUCAGGAGAAAAAGCGCCGGAAAGAGCAAGAAGAGAAAGCCGACACCAAGCGCCUCAAAAAUUCUGAUGAUCGGGACUCAAAGCGCGAUUCCCUUGAAGAGGGAGAAUUGAGGGAUCACCGCAUGGAGAUCACGAUCAGGAAUUCGCCUUACCGCAGAGAAGAUUCUAUGGAGGACCGAGGAGAAGAGGACGACUCCCUGGCCAUCAAACCCCCACAGCAGAUGUCGCGAAAGGAGAAGGCCCAUCACCGGAAGGACGAGAAGCGGAAAGAGAAGCGGCGGCAUCGCAGCCACUCGGCAGAAGGGAAGCACGUGAGGGUGAAAGAGAAGGAGCGUGAGCACGAACGUAGGAAAAGGCACCGCGAAGAGCAGGAUAAGGCCCGCCGCGAAUGGGAGAGGCAGAAAAGGAGAGAGAUGGCCAGGGAGCAUUCGCGGAGAGAGAGGGACGAGCAAAGUCUCGCUGCAGAAAACCCGGGUUUGGUCACAAAUCCCUUGAAGCAGCGGAUUCGCAGCCCGAACAAUAAGGAUCGCCUGGAGCAGCUUGAGCGGAAACGGGAGCGAGAGAGGAAAAUGAGGGAGCAGCAGAAAGAGCAGCGGGAAAUAAAGGAACGGGAGAGGCGAGCGGAGGAGAGGCGGAAGGAGCGGGAAGCCAGGCGAGAGAUUUCGGCGCAUCACCGAACGAUGAGAGAAGAAUACGGGGAGAAGAUCCGGAUCUGGAGCCGCAGCCCUUUGAGGCAACAGCGGGAGAAGCUGGAGCAGGGAGAGAUCCGGAAGACAGUGAAGGAGGAAAAGCCCGAAGAGCGGGACCCGCUUUCAGAUCUGCAGGACAUCAGCGAGAGCGAGAGGAAAACCAGCUCGGCUGAAACGUCAUCAGGGGAGUCAGGCUCCGGCUCAGAAGAGGAGGAGGAGGAAGAAGAGGAAGAGGAGGAGGAGUCCAGUAGCGAAGAAUCUGAAGAGGAGGAGGAAGAGGAGGAAGAGGAAGACGAGGAGACGGGAAGCAACUCCGAAGAAGUGUCUGAGCAGUCGGCUGAAGAGGUGAGCGAAGAUGAAAUGAGCGAAGAGGAGGAAAGGGAGAACGGAGACCACAUCCCAGUUGUUACAGAGUCGAGGUUCGACCGGGAUUCUGCCGGGAGCGAAGCCGAGGAGGAGGACCCCGGGGACGGGACCCCGCAGUCCAACGCCAUGACGGAAGGCGAUUAUCUCCCCGAGUCGCCCAUGUCGUCGCCAGUCGAGCUCAAGCAAGAGCUGCCCAAAUACCUCCCUGCCCUUCAGGGGUGUCGCAGCGUGGAAGAGUUUCAGUGCCUGAAUCGGAUUGAGGAAGGAACGUACGGAGUUGUUUACAGAGCCAAAGACAAGAAAACAGAUGAGAUUGUCGCCCUGAAGCGGCUGAAGAUGGAGAAGGAGAAAGAAGGCUUCCCGAUCACCUCCUUGAGGGAAAUCAACACCAUCUUGAAGGCUCAGCACCCAAACAUCGUCACCGUCAGGGAGAUUGUAGUUGGAAGUAACAUGGACAAAAUCUACAUCGUGAUGAAUUACGUGGAACACGACCUCAAGAGCCUAAUGGAGACCAUGAAGCAGCCGUUCUUACCAGGUGAAGUGAAAACCCUGAUGAUCCAGCUCUUGCGGGGCGUCAAACACCUUCACGACAACUGGAUCCUUCACCGGGAUUUGAAAACCUCCAACUUGCUGUUGAGCCACGCUGGCAUUUUGAAAGUAGGAGACUUUGGCCUGGCCCGUGAAUACGGGUCUCCUCUGAAGCCAUACACUCCUGUUGUGGUGACGUUAUGGUACAGGGCACCGGAAUUGCUGCUUGGAGCCAAGGAAUAUUCCACAGCCAUUGACAUGUGGUCCGUGGGCUGUAUAUUCGGAGAGCUCUUGACCCAGAAGCCGCUGUUUCCGGGGAAGUCAGAAAUCGACCAAAUAAACAAAGUUUUCAAGGACCUGGGGACCCCCAGCGAGAAAAUCUGGCCUGGAUACAACGAACUGCCGGCCGUGAAGAAGAUGACCUUCACGGAGUAUCCGUACAACAACCUCCGCAAGCGCUUUGGGGCACUCCUCUCCGACCAAGGCUUCGAUCUGAUGAACAAAUUCCUGACCUACUUCCCAGGCAGGAGGAUCACCGCCGAGGACGGCUUGAAGCACGAGUAUUUCCGGGAGACGCCGCUGCCCAUCGACCCCUCCAUGUUCCCCACGUGGCCGGCCAAAAGCGAGCAGCCCCGAGUCAAGCGGGGAACGAGCCCUCGGCCGCCGGAGGGGGGACUCGGAUACAGCCAACUGGGCGACGACGACCUGAAAGAUACCGGCUUCCACCUCACGACCACCAACCAAGGGGCAUCGGCCGCAGGACCGGGCUUCAGCCUCAAGUUUUGAGCAAAAGGCCACUCGGCCGUCUUUGUUUUCCGCAAAGAGAGGACCGCUAAAGGCCAGCCGAUGAUGCUUUAUUCUCCUCCCGAAGUGUUGGGAAUGCGCUUCUCGGGCUCCCAUUUCCAGGACUGGAAUGAAUCCGAACCCUUUUGCACAAAGCAGGACCUCCGAGGACGUUUCUGGAUCCGUUUUCCUUUCUUUUGUUGUGAAUAUUUAAAGGCUAACCUUCCGGUUGGGGGGAGGUUUGUUUUGUUUGUACAUUUGUAGAAUAAAAUCAAAAACAAAUGGGAUUUUAUAA
Anolis carolinensis (green anole) is the source of this 2863-nucleotide messenger RNA. Its product is annotated as cyclin-dependent kinase 11B. Gene Ontology annotation, biological process: protein phosphorylation; regulation of mitotic cell cycle. The transcript is spliced from 21 exons. Bases 154 to 2571 code for a protein of 805 amino acids. Gene Ontology annotation, cellular component: nucleus. NCBI's taxonomy places the organism in Eukaryota, Metazoa, Chordata, Lepidosauria, Squamata, Anolidae. Gene Ontology annotation, molecular function: protein serine/threonine kinase activity; ATP binding. The record is from RefSeq and is a predicted model, not a curated record.